UUAGACAGACACUGUUUAAAAUGAAAGACGGCGUGAAUUUAAUUGAUAUUGUUGGAUAUGAAUUUUACCAAAUUACUUUUGCUAUUGCAAUAUGUUUUAUACCAUACAUGUUCUCAAAAUAUACCAUAAUGACAAUCUUAGGAUAUGUGAUUUGGAGAGGUCUACAAAGAAUUUGGUCGCUGUUCAUGGAAAAGACGAUAGAAAUUUCAGGUCGCGGUGUUUUCAUCACUGGAUGUGACUCAGGACUCGGUUUCGCAUUUGCAAGGCAUUUCGAUGAACUUGGCUUUAUUGUGUUUGCUGGGUGUUUAAACGAAAAGGGGGAUGGUGCCAGGCAACUUAAAAGUGACUGUUCGAAACGUCUCCAUAUUGUUGAAAUUGAUGUCACAAAAGAAGAAAGUGUUUCCAGUGCGUUCCAAUAUGUUAAGAAACAUACUGCAAGAAAAGAACUUUGGGGAAUUGUUAACAAUGCUGGUAUCAAUUUCCGUGGCGAGGUGGAAUUUACGACAGUCUCGCUAUAUGAAAGAACAUUUAAUAUCAACCUCUAUGGACCAAUUCGAGUAACAAAGGAAUUUCUUCCACUUAUUAGGCAGUCAAAAGGAAGGGUUGUCAAUAUUACAAGCGUUCAUGGGCUAAUGACUUUGCCUGUACAAUCAAAUUAUGAGACUGCAAAACAUGGUGUUGAAACACUAUCAGAUUCUCUGAGACUAGAAAUGAAGAAAUUUGGAGUAAAGUAAGCAUUGUUGAGCCAGGCAUGUAUGGACGAUGUACUUCUGUAAACAGUUCAGCAGUGGUAAAACGACAUAUUCAAGAGAUUGAAGAAAUGUGGGAAAAUGCAUCUGAACAAGUAAGGAACGCGUAUUCGAAAGAGUACUUGAUGUCUUGGCUCCCAAAGCCAAUGGGGACAUGGCCUCCAUCUGAUGACGUGACACCCGUUGUCUCAGCUGUAGAACAUGCGCUAGUCAGUGCGUCACCCAAGAGUCGAUAUUUAGUGGACGGGGUUGGCUCAAAGUUAUCUUUUAUAGACGAGUAUGCGACCUUGGCAAGACUCAACAAUAUUCUACCGACAUGGAUAAUUGUAAAAUGUGUGGCUGUAUGGAGAAAUUGCUACAGAAGUGUUACAGAAAUCGCAUUUGAUUGCUACUAUGAGUGACGUACUAUAAAGUGGAUACAUGUAAAUGUAUUGAAAUGAAUAUAAAUUCGAAGUUAGUUUAAUAAGCUUAAAGCUUAAACGAGUUGUGUCACAAGAUGUUCCACAUUCAUUACAGCGUUCACUUGACACUAAUUUCUGUAAAUAAAAAAUGGCAUAUAUAAACAUAAAAGAGUAUGACUGUGAAACAAAAUUUUGAAAGAUGUUUUAUUUUUAUAUGACACAAUUCGUCAAAAUUGUCAGAUUUAUGACUUUCCAUAAGCUGAAUACAAAAUACAUUUGA
Molecule: messenger RNA, 1430 nt
Organism: Mercenaria mercenaria
Lineage: Eukaryota; Metazoa; Mollusca; Bivalvia; Venerida; Veneridae
Product: D-beta-hydroxybutyrate dehydrogenase, mitochondrial-like
Exons: 6
Coding region: 21-734 (237 amino acids)
Source: RefSeq, a predicted model, not a curated record